UUUAUGGCAGAGCAAAACCGAGACAAGAACAAAUGGAUGUGCUUCUGAAGGUGGCAAUCCAAUUACCCAUAUUUUCUCCACCCGUUUGCCCGAACCCGACUCGCGAUCGUUGUUCCACGGAGCUCCGUUUCUCGCGCUGGAACAACGCCAACGCCGAGAAGUUCAACCGGCGCCGCCGAACUAUCCAGGAAAUCGAAGACGAAAUCUGCCGCACUCGCCGCUUCACGGCCGCCGACAACAUCACCAACACCGCUUUCGCCGCCGAUUCCGCCGCAGCCGCCGAAACGUUCAAAUCCCUCGGAACUCCCUCCGCCCCGUCACAACCUUCAAUUCCGGGGAAGAAAUCGAAGUACUCCAAGCCGCCGCCGAAGCCGAAACCCUUACUCGAUUCGCACCCCGUGGUUUCGCGAGCCGCGAGCCUCGAAUUUCGGCCGGGACCGGAGAACGUCAGAAUCGGCGACGACGGAGUUUCCUACGUCGUCGACGGCGCGCCGUUCGAGUUUAGGUUCAGUUACACUGAGACUCCGAAUGCGAAGCCGGUGAAAUUGCGCGAGCCGCCAUUCGCGCCGUUCGGACCGGCCUCCUUGCCGCGGCCAUGGACGGGGCGGAACCCGGUGCCCCCGAGCAAGACGACGGUGAAGGACUUCCACGCGCUGGCUCUGCCGCCGCCGGAUGAGGAAGAGGUUCAACCGGUUCGGUUGGCCGGUCCGGUUUGGGAGUCGAGAGAUGAGGUAUUGGGAGAACCGUUGACUAAGGACGAAAUCAAUCGCUUGAUUAAAGCCACAGAGAAAUCUUCGCGCCAGCUUAACAUUGGCAGGGAUGGUUUGACACAUAACAUGUUGGAAAAUAUACAUACUUAUUGGAUGCGGCGUAGUGCGUGCAAGAUAAAGUGCAGAGGAGUGUGUACUGUGGAUAUGGAUAAUGUGUGCCAGCAGUUAGAGGAAAGGACUGGAGGAAAAAUCAUUUACAGACAGGCUGGCACAGUGUACCUUUUCCGGGGCAAAAACUACAACUAUGAAACUCGUCCACGAUUUCCUUUCAUGCGGUGGAAACCGGUGUCUCCAGUAUAUCCUAGGCUAAUUAAACGAGUUCCAGAAGGUCUAACACUUGAAAAAGCAACUGAAAUGCGUCAAAAGGGAAGGGACUUAAUGCCCAUAUGCAAGCUAGGAAAAAAUGGUGUUUACUGGGACCUUGUGACUAAUAUCAGAGAGGCAUUUGAAGAGUGUGAGCUUGUGCGAAUAAAUUGCCAGGAACUAAAUACAAGUGACUAUCGAAGGAUUGGAGCAAAACUAAAGGAUCUUGUGCCAUGCGCACUGCUUUCAUUUGAAAAUGACCACAUACUUAUGUGGAGGGGACAAAAUUGGAGGCCCUCUUUACCAGAUCCCAGAGAUGAUGACAAGGAAGCCAAUAAAAUUAAUGUUGACAAUGGAAAUUCCAAUAAACUGCCUUCAGAUGCCCAAGAAUUGUCAGCAUUGUGUCUACAGAAUAAUCCAGUAGAGAAUCUAAGCAAUGAACCUCUUGACAUAAGCAUUUUAUCUAAUUCAGAUGAUGUGAGUUUGUACAAGGCUGUGUCUUGUCCCACAGAAAAUAGCAACCAACUGGUGUCUGUGGUUACUGAUGCUGCUUCACUUUCUAUGAAAUCCUGUGAAGCUGAAACUACAGAAGAUGCCAUGGUCGCUUCUUGCGAGCCACAAAUGUUGCCUGGAACUAAUAACAAUUCUGUGAGUAACAUAGUAGAUCCUUAUUCUGACAAGUUUCCAGGAGCAGCAGAUGUUAGUGAGACCUCAAGAUCUGCACUCUGCACGGAAGGAAUUUUAUCACUGUUGGAGCAAGCUGUUGAGAAAGGCAGUGCACUAGUUUUAGACGAUGAAUUUUUGGAUGAUGACCUCCUUUAUCAAACCACAGUGGCUUUUGCUAAAUCAACUCCACCCGAGCCUGUUUAUAAGCUACCUAAACAGGUUGUCAUUGUAAAAAGUGAGAGGCAAGAAGGUUUAACGCUGGAGACAGAAGAAAUUACCAGUGUUACAAGGAUAGGUGAAAAAAUGAAUAAGAGUUCUAAAAUUAGAAGAAAAGAAUAUGGUAGGGGAUCUCUGAAUGUAUUAGUACCACAUAGAACGAUAAACGUAGAUAAACUUGCAAUUCUGAAAUGAAACCAGUUGGCAGUAUCAAAAUUAGGUUGUUAGCAAUGAUAUUAUUUGUUACUUGUGUAGGGAAUAGUAUCACUAUUAUCGAUGUAAAAAAAAAAACAUUACUUCUGUUAUCUCUGUCCAUUGUAUUUCCUUCGUUACUUUGUUUAUUCAUAAUUCCUAUAUAUUAUCUUGA
Molecule: messenger RNA, 2322 nt
Organism: Glycine soja
Lineage: Eukaryota; Viridiplantae; Streptophyta; Magnoliopsida; Fabales; Fabaceae
Product: CRS2-associated factor 1, chloroplastic-like
Exons: 5
Coding region: 33-2150 (705 amino acids)
Biological process (GO): Group II intron splicing
Molecular function (GO): RNA binding
Source: RefSeq, a predicted model, not a curated record